Austrofundulus limnaeus is the source of this 701-nucleotide messenger RNA. Its product is annotated as olfactory receptor 2A12. Gene Ontology annotation, cellular component: membrane. The record is from RefSeq and is a predicted model, not a curated record. The transcript is spliced from 3 exons. Gene Ontology annotation, molecular function: G protein-coupled receptor activity; olfactory receptor activity; odorant binding. Gene Ontology annotation, biological process: detection of chemical stimulus involved in sensory perception of smell; G protein-coupled receptor signaling pathway. Bases 147 to 668 code for a protein of 173 amino acids. Lineage: Eukaryota; Metazoa; Chordata; Actinopteri; Cyprinodontiformes; Rivulidae.
CUCCUUACACAGUGAAGACCUGUUAUUAUUAGAAUAUAUAAUACAUGUAGGCCUCCUCUCUGCUGCCAUCAUUUACAUGAUUUGGAGGGUUCGAUGUUCCUCCAGGAUACGGACCUUUGCUGUUCUUCCUGGCUCUGACUGCAUACAUGGUGGUGUUCCUGGCGAACGGGCUGGUGUUGUGUGUCAUUGUGAUGGAUAAAAACCUGCACAGACCCAUGUUUGUKCUGGUCUCUCACCUGAUGGUCUGUGAUCUGAUUGCGGCCACAGUGGUGCUCCCUCGCCUCAUGAUGCACUUCCUCAUGGGGCAGAAGAAGAUCGCCUACACCCAGGCCAUCGCUCAGGGCAUCUGUGCCCACACAAUCGGCGUUGUGACGGUGAACAUCCUGAGUGUGAUGGGCUACGACAGGUUUGUUGCAGUGUGUGAACCUCUCAGGUAUCACUCCAUCAUGACGUCAGCUCGGCUCCACUCCUGCUGCGCUCUGGCCUGGAUUGUGGCCCUGGUGCUCGUCCUCGUGCUCUUCUCCUUCCACAUAAAUGUCCCUCUGUGUGGUCAGACCAUCCAACAUGUCUACUGUGGCAACCGAGCCAUCCUGGACCUGGCCUGCAUUCCAACCCCCGUAAACAACAUCUACGGUCAGAACACUGUUGCUUUUUGUCUCUCUGCCUGACUUUAGCUCAUACCUGUGUUUUUAUGUUCUGCA